Messenger RNA from Boeremia exigua, 1139 nucleotides. RefSeq lists its product as uncharacterized. Bases 1 to 693 code for a protein of 230 amino acids. NCBI's taxonomy places the organism in Eukaryota, Fungi, Ascomycota, Dothideomycetes, Pleosporales, Didymellaceae. The record is from RefSeq and is a predicted model, not a curated record. The transcript is spliced from 3 exons.
AUGAAGGACACGCGCGAGCUCUUCACGUGGACAGCUGAGCAGAAGUUGUAUGCGAUCAGGCUGUGGGACGCGCUAGAUGGGCGACGACAGAGGCGCUCAGACGGGGCGCUUCUUGCGUCUAUCAGCUUGUUCAUCUUCACGACGUAUCAUCUGUGGCGUUGUCUACUGGGCCGCUUGCGGACUGCAAAGAACUACUCGUACAGCUGCUGGCGAUGGGUGUACUGCGUGCGGGUGCUCGCUCUAGAGAAGCUGCUCCCAGGAGGGCAGCGCGACACGCAGACAGAAGAAGACCGCGACAGUUUUCUGGCAACGCGGCACAAGCAGCUAGCAGACGGCACGUUCAGCCCGAUGAGCGAGAUGAUCAGCAUGCUGGCGUACGGCAAACACAUUGGACUUACAGCCGGCAACUCAGGCAACGCUUACUGGUCAGAGGACAAGCAGACGUUCUAUCUGAACGGCCGACUGAUCGUCAUCCGCCGCUUCUGCAAGAUGGCGCAGGACUUGUUGGCUGAAACAGAGCAGAUGUAUGAAGAGCGCCAGAUGGACAAGUAUCUAUCGCAGAGAGAUCAGGCUAUUCACAGCAGCGAGGAGUUAAGCGGCGAUGGUGCUGGCACAGAGAGCGAGUACAACGACAGCAACGACGACAACAAUGCUGAUAGCGACGGCAAUGAUAGUGUUGUGCUAGAGCGCUGACCGCGUUAAAAAGCGCUGACAGACAUAAUGAAGGAUGCGCGUGAAGUGUUUAGCUGGAAGGAGGAUUAGAAGGCGCUGGCGAUUGGCUGUGGAUUGCUCUUGAUAACGGUGACGAGCAGCUCAAAUCACUGUUCUGCUGGACUUGCUGAGUUUGUUCAUACUUACGAGCUAUGGCAAUGAGGUGUUGUUAGCUGGAUUGGUGCAGUUUCUUGCUGUGCUAGGAUAGACACCAAGACAAAACGCUUGCGCACUGCAAAGAACUACUUGUAUAUGCUAGCAGGGAUGGUGUAUUGAUUGCAUAUGGGUGGUUGGAGUUGAGAAGCUUCUUCCAGCAGGGCGCGAUGAGCAGAUAGAAGAAGCGCGGGACAGGUUCUUGGAAAUGCGCAAGAAGUAUCUGGCCAACGGCUCGUAUAGUCCGACGAGUGAGAUGAUCAGUCUUCUAGCAU